Molecule: messenger RNA, 1095 nt
Organism: Volvox carteri f. nagariensis
Lineage: Eukaryota; Viridiplantae; Chlorophyta; Chlorophyceae; Chlamydomonadales; Volvocaceae
Exons: 7
Coding region: 1-1095 (364 amino acids)
Molecular function (GO): oxidoreductase activity; zinc ion binding
Source: RefSeq, a predicted model, not a curated record
AUGCCUAGCAUUGCGAACGCCUGCCGUGCAAGCGACUUGCACCCGUACCACGGACGGGAAAAGGGGAUCGCUCCAAACACCGUCGUGGGGCAUGAAUUCGUGGGCGUCAUUGUGGCCAAGGGAGCCGAGGUCUCGGGGCUGGAGGUGGGCGACCGGGUGGCCUCCCCUUUCACGUCGUGCUGUGGAGACUGCUUCUACUGCCGCAAGGGGGCGCCCUGCAGGUGCGACCAUGCACAAGCGCACCUCUUUGGGUGGAUCUCGGCGGGGGAAGACAAGCUGCCGGACGACGUGUCCGACGAGGGGGGUCUGCUAGCGGGAGACAUCCUGUCCACCGCCUUCUUUUGUGCGGAGCGGGGCGAAGUGGGUGAAGGCGCCACUGCGGUGGUGCUGGGCUGCGGGCCCGUGGGGCUGCUCUGCGUCAUGGCCGCCAAGAAGCUGGGGGCGAACACGAUUUUCGCUGUGGACUCGGUUCCGGAGCGCCUGGCAGUUGCGGAGGAGCUGGGCGCCCGGCCGCUGCGGCUGCAGCUGCCCCAGCGCGCACAGCCAUUUACAACGUCGCCGCAGCAGCCGGCGGCGCGUGAGGAACAACCGCCGCCAGCACCGGCAUCCGCAUCACCUCCAACUCCCCAGGAAGCAGGACCGGCAGGCGACGGCAGUUCGCAGGAGGCCCUGAUAGCGGUGGUGAUGGCGGCGACGGAAGGCAGGGGCGCGGAUUGCGUGCUGGAGGCCGUGGGGGCUAACAGUGCGUUGCGGCUGGCGUAUGAGCUGGUCCGCCCCAUGGGGACCAUCUCUUCUGUGGGGGUCAACACCAACAGCAGCUUCCCCUUCUCGCCUGUAGAUGCGUACAACAAGAACGUCACCUUUCGCUGCGGACGCUGCCCCGCUCGUGCUUACAUGACCCGCCUGCUCCCGUUGCUACGGGAACCGCCGCCAGGCGGCGCCGCUGUUACUGAGACGACUAUUGCCGAUAUGGCGCUGCCCUGGCGGCGGAUUAUCACGCACCGUAUGCCGCUAAGCAAGGGGCCGGAGGCGUACGACAUGUUUGCGAGACGAGCUGACGGCUGCAUUAAGAUAGUCUUAGAUCCGUGGGCGUGA